UGACACUUAGUGAAGUGUACAUGUAAAACCACUAAUGAGCUGCCCCCGCCCUGGUGUCGUGGUGCCUCCUGUGGAUUAAGGUUUACUGGCCACUGAGCCCAGUGCGUGAAAGUCCAGCUCCUGCAGCGACCGCAGGAUUCCUUCCUCUCAUCUCUGGAAGUGUGUUUAGGUGGAAACGACAUCGCUGAAGAGCCCGGGGGCCGAGUAAACUUCUCCCCCGCUGUCCCUCCGUCCGUGUCCACCCUGUACUGCAGCAGGACACGCUGUCCUGUCACACGUGCGUCUCAUUUACGCGCAGAUCAGAGGGCUUCCGUUUCAAGGAAACGAUGGAGGAGGAAAGUUUCUGACGCCUCUCCGUUUUGUUGGGACAGUCCGCAGGAAAAGUGGAGAUCAGUUUUCGCUGCCUCGUCCCCACAACAUCAACAAGUCAGAAGUGUUUGUAUGGAUUUGAGGUUAAACGGGUCUCCAACACUGAAAUGUCUCAGGAGUGGAAAUGCAGCUUCACGCCUGCCUGCUGCUUUUUAUUAUCACAACAGAUAAAACAUUGGUCUUGUCGCUCUCAGACUGUGGUGGAGAUGUCAGUGUGGGUCAGGAGCCAGUCGGUCACAUUAGUCUCAUGUUACCUGGACCUUUUACUGACACUAACAGGCUCAACUCUGUGAACCACCAGUCUGACAAAAGCAUUUCAAACUGUACAUGGAUGAUUGAUAUUCCAUUAGGUAAGUCCCUCAUUUUAAAGGUAGCGUUGUUGGACAGCGGUUCACGGAUAUCAGUGCACUGUGUCUGGAACAAAGAAGAUCAUGGUCAGGUCCUGGAGAGAGGGGGGACAGCUCUGCUCUCCGGCUGUGAUGGAAACAAAGCCACCCUCACUUGGACAGGAGUGGGACACUCCUCAAAUGUAAUUCAGCUGUCCUAUCAUGUCCAGGAAGAUGAGAGGAAUUCCUCGUUGGACAACACCAGCCCAUAUUCAGUCCGAGACCAUAUGCAUUCGACUCGGAUAGGCACCAGCUUUACAAGCACAGCUCCUCCAGAGUUGGUGAGAAGGACAGAGACGGUGAGAGGUCACCUCCAUGAAGGUCUGGAGUCGAGUACAAGACUUCAGUCUGUGUCUGGUCCGUCCUCUCUGGAGCAGGACCUGCUACACCCCACCUCACCCCUACAGGGACUCAGUGCUGAUGAGAGGGGAACUCUCCCUUUUCCUGAGGAAGGACCAAACAAUGGAGCGGAUACAUCUGGUGUUGCUCACCGCACCGAUAGUCCCGUAUCUGCAACACACCCCUAUUUUCAGCAUGCACUCCACACAGAACCAUCAAACACAGAAACAAGCUCUAGCAAUGAGCUCCCUCAAACCCAGACGGCACUGACAGAUGCAACAGCCAGUAAAUCCAGCACCUUUAUUGGCACAGGCACAUACAAACCUGCAACAAGUCACACGGUUACACAUUCAACCUCACAAAGUUAUCACACACUGUCCACCUCCAUUACCGUGCCUAUCACUUCUUCUCCGUCUGAGCUACCUCUCCUGACAACCUGGGAGAAUGCUACUGUCCUAAUCCCUCAUAGUGGGACACCUGGGGAGAGUCAAGCCCACUCCAGGAGAAACCAGAGAAGCACAGACCGAAUCAUCUCAGAUCUGACCUCUGCUAUCACUACUGACCCUUCAGAGUCACCCUCUGACCCUUGGCAGGAUUCCUCAGGCAGUGUGCAUGUUGAUAGAAAACCCACUGGAUCAUCUACAUCCUCACAGUCUCAUGCCAUGACUCAGCUGUCAUCCACCAGCUACAUCACAGAGUCUGACAAUGCUUUUAGUUCAUUUCAUCCAGUCAUGAGUGGAACCGGCUCAUUUGAAUCAGUAGCAUCUGAUGUUUCCAGUCCAACGGCUUUGUUUGAGCCUUCUGGUCAAUUUGAUGACACAGUGAAGCUGCACACUCCCACUGCUUCCACACAGAGUCAAACUAACUUGCCGCAAAGCACAGGGAGCCUCACACGCUCUCCUCACAUGUCUUCUACAGCCACACAGACACAAAUGACGACAGAGAGGGCUCAAAGAAGGUUCCUUGAUAGACUUUUGACCACAGACACUAUUCCCUCCUCCCUCGGUGUUACAACAGUUGAAGGCAGUACUUCAACUUUCACAGGUCCAUCACCAUCACCCAGUGAAGCACUGACAUCGGCAGGUGUUGUCCAAAACUCAGCUGUAACAGGAACAACUACCGAAACGUCUACACAAUAUCCAACUUACACACAUGAACUCGCACCAACAAAUUCACCUGUUCAUCCUGUACCAUCCAGUACUUUUCUACAGCAGUCUGCAACUACUCACACACAUACCACCGACAUUUCACACAACUCUCACACACCCACAUCUCUGUCCUCUGUGACCGAGUCCACCACCAUGCCAAAAGUCUUUGCCAACCACCAAACUGAGCCUACAUCAGCACAAACAUCAACAAUGAAAUCUGCAUCUUCACUCACACCAUCCCAUGAAUACAUUAGUACUACGCUUUCGUCUCUGCUGUCAUUCACAAGUGCAAGAUCAGAUAACGGUGAUAGAGAUGCAGACGUAGAGACGGAGGAUGAGUCUUGGCAACCUUUUCACAGCAUCUCAUCCACACGCACUCCCACAGCUGGACCACCACAGCGACAUCCACCAUGGACAACCCCACAUUCAGGUCAGGAGAGCAGUGCAGCACCCACAGCUUCUCCCUUAACCUCUGAACCCACUCAGUGCUCCACAACCAGUCGGACACCCCAGUUUUACAUCGUGCCAGACCAGCCUGCAGCUGUUCGAGUGGAGUCAAUUGAGCUGCUGCUGCAAAUAAUUGUUGAAGAGUCCAGAUCAGCUUUUACCUCUGGCUUGGAGGAGGACACUAUUGCCUGGGUGGAACCUUAUCUACAGAAAGCCCCAGGGUUCAGCAGGCUGCUGGGGGUCUGGAGCAGUGGCCAUGCAGUGCAGAGUUUGGUGGAGUUUAAAGCCAGCGGUGCUCUGCACUGGCUCAGUGUGACGGGUCCAAACUCACUGCUGGAACGAACAGGUCUCGCUCAGGCUGCUCGUGAAAGGAGGAGCUUCAGAUCGUCCAAGAUCACCAACAUCACACUGGGAGGUCUGCAGGGCGACGUGUGUGACUGGUUACUUCAGUGUCCUGCAGGCUACAGAUGUGCGUCCCACCCUGAAACUGCAGCAUAUAACUGCUCCUCCGCCUGUCACUUUGACUACUGUCACCACCAUGGCAUCUGUACGCACCAUCCAGGCCAACUCCCAGUGUGCCGCUGCCUUGUGGGAGACGACUUCUGGUACAUGGGCCAGAGGUGCGACAUGAGGAUGACUCGUGCGCGGCUCGUGGGUGCGUGUCUUGCAGUCUUACUCAUCAUGGUGGCAGUCAUCGGGGUUUUGGCCUUUGUGGCAGUGCGACGCUACCGAGCCAUUCUGAUCCAGGCUAAAGUCGACCAAACUCGCAGCAGUUAUCGCAGGUUCAACCACUUCGAUGAACUAUCAGGUCGGUUCUGGUUGCGUUCGUGGGCGGGAUCAGCAGACUCGGUGGACAACCCUGCCUUCACACGCUCCGAUGAGUUACUGCACCUGCGAGCGCUCGACCGCCCCUGCUGCUACCAUGACGACACACUGUCACUGGCCUCCACCUGCCCCAGCCAUGGAACACACAUCAACACAAUCUACCCACACAGCUCUCAGUAUGGUUGGAGGGGAAGUGGAGUGAGUAUGGGGGAGGGUGUGUUGGACUCCGGUAAGGCCAGUGAUCUUUCCGUCUGUAGCUGGCCCGUGGAGCCCAUUCACUGGACUCCAUUCCCACUUUUGCAGCAACUGGCUUCCCACAGGACACCCACACAGGUGAGGGUUUCAAGGCCACGGUCGUACUGUGAAGGCAUGGAGCUGGUGGAGAUGGGGAAGAGCUGGACGGCUUGAUCACACGUGAUGACGAAUGAAUGAAAUCUGUUUUGACGCUUUUGACGUUUGUAGCACAUCUUGGCUUUCAAAAGAUCAAAUGUAUUGUUUGUUUAAAAUAAAAAUUGUAAAACAACAA
Solea senegalensis (Senegalese sole) is the source of this 4040-nucleotide messenger RNA. RefSeq names its product flocculation protein FLO11. NCBI's taxonomy places the organism in Eukaryota, Metazoa, Chordata, Actinopteri, Pleuronectiformes, Soleidae. The transcript is spliced from 11 exons. Bases 494 to 3922 code for a protein of 1142 amino acids. The record is from RefSeq and is a predicted model, not a curated record.